AUGUCAGCAUUCAAUAGCAAAAUAUCGAUUUCUGCAUCUAUAGUGAUUUUGAUUGCAAUAACAUGUGUCGUGUCAGUCAAUCUGAUCCAGCAGAAGAAUGACCUGAUUGAAUCUCCUUUAAUUACGUUUAACAGUGCGCAUCAUCUUGGCAACCAGAUUAUUGAAAAAAGAAAGGAAAUCUCAACCUCUUUGAAAGCAGAAGAAGACACAGAAUCAAAGAAUAAGGAUAAGGGAGUCUCCACUGAUGAAAAGAACGUCGAGAAACCCACAUCUGUCAAAAGUAAGCAUCACUCUUCUACAAAAUCAAGUGUAACGACACCCGUUUCUUCCGUUAAUGAGAAAAAGCAUGAUCCGACCACCACUAAAAGUAGCAAAACGCAAUCUAUAACAAGCAAAGAAAAGGCGCAUCGUAGCACCAUCACUACCAAAUCAGCCCAUUCAUCCACAUCUAGUUCAGCAGAUAGAUCGACCAAGGCUACCACGUCUCGUCAUCCUACAGAAACUACCACUAUCACACAAUCGCAUGUAACAACAUCAUAUCUAAAAGCAACACAUUCAACCAAAUCAGUUGAGCAUACCACUGCAAAAGAGACAUCAACCAAGACUCAAAAGAGCAGUAGUAGAUCAUCCACGUCGAUCACCGCACAGCACGGAACAACAACAGAAAGAUCAAAAUCCACAAUAGCAACUGCGACGAGCAAAAGCAAGCAAUCUACUAGUUUUAGUUCUUCUGGUACCUCACACAAAAAUUUGGGCACCAAUUCAGGGCAGAAUGAUCACACUUCCUUGGCUUCCGAUAAAGAGACCCGUACUGUCAUGACAUCUCAUAGUAGCACAAAGUCUAUUGCAACUAAAACGAGCAGUGCAUCUAGAACCUCGUCUACUAAAACUGCAGCAUCGACUGAUUCUACAACAUCUGGAUACACAAAACCGCUCACCAUAACCUCCUCAUCUGAUGAGACUUCAAGUAAAAGUAAAAGCUCGCGCAUGAGUAGUAGCGCAACGGAACAAUCCAUAACCGCAACGGAAUCAAGUUCAAGCACCAAAAGCGCUGAUGCUACAAUAGAAACAAUCUAUAGCAAAUCGAAGAGCACCCAUACCAUUACGUCUCCAUCAGCUGUUUCUACAAAGCAUACGAAAUCAAGCACCAUUUCGAAAGCACUACCAGUUUCCACAAGCCAUACUCCGUUAUCCAGCAUUAUUUCUACAAUCAAAACCAUUGUUGAUGGCAGGACAUUAACAAAACCAGCAGCAAGCAGUAGCAGGUCUACAGUAAGCUUUGACAGUAAAACUACCCCACAGGCUCAAAGCAAAAGCGUGACAACAACAAGAUCAACGAGCAGUAGCAGGUAUACUCUCUCUACCAAAACUAAAACCACCUUCAAAAGCAGGGAAACAGAAACAUUCACAGUAAAAUCAGACAGUAUUGCAGAUUCCUUCACAUCUGGCAUACAGACCAAAACCACAGCCAAGCACUCUGGCACGACAUCAGAGAGUAAGCCACAUGUCACAACAGGUUCCAGUACUAUUGCAACUCCAACAACUGUUAGUAGUUCCAGUACACAGAAUAUAAAGUCAAUCACCAAGACAGAGCAAUCCACCAGCAGCAAGACACUUAGUGGAUUGACGUCUGCAGCUACUUCUGGUCAUUCCUCACCCACACAAAAUGAAUCUACCCUAAGCACUGGUAAAUUUACUGGACUUCCCACCGCUACAGGCAUACGCUCCUCUAACAAAUCGUCAAGUGCGAGCAGCCACACUCCUACUACACAUGAAUCAAUCACUGUAACAAAUACUCUGAGUAAGAGUAUUACUCGCACUAGCCCGAAGGAGUCGUCUACUCAGCCUACUAACACCUCAUCUACUGCAACCGCAACCGGUAGCAACAGCAUUACAGUGACAACUGAUUUUCAAAGCUCGGCCUUAUCUUUAGGCUCUACAACAUCAAAAAAAGACAGCAAAAGCACCAAUACUAUUUCUAAAGCAUUGGACACAUCAUCGAGCUCAGCAUCUCAGUCUACUACAUCAACGACGCGCCAUUCGACUAGAACAGAUAAUUCCAGCAUCCUUUCGUCAUUUAUCUCUACUGCAACCGAUGGUGCUUCGUCGUCUACCUCGUUGGAACCAAAAUCCACGGGUAGCGUAUCUUCCUCGUCAGCGAAAUCAAAAGUGCCAUCCAUCAGAUCUACUUUUAGUUCAAGUAGAUUAACUUCAGCAGCCAAACCGACCGAAUCAAGCACUGCAUCUACCACCAGUCCAAGUCCAUCGAGUGGUAAAUCAAACCAUUCUCAUCAUUCCAGCGCGAUUACGGACAGCACUGAAACGCAUGUAGAAUCGACAAGGACGCAUAGUUCAACUUCAACAUAUGCAGCAUCAGCAACUGAAACGAAACCCAGAGAAAAUACUUCCACAAUUCUUACUACUGAGCAUCCAACAGUUGUAACAGGCCACUCAACUAUAACUUCAAAAAUUAGCGAAACGCCUUCACUGUCAAUUAGCAGCGAAAAUACCAGCAGAAGCACAGAUACUAGCAGUUCAACAGCAUCCAGCACAUAUUUAACCGAGCCAACACCGUCUGGAAGCGAUUCUUCAACUGAAUCCUCAUUUUCGAUUUCUAAUACUGCUUCCACUGAAUCGUCUACCGUUGAGACAAAAACAAACACUGCAACUACUGUUACCUCCACAAGUACCAAAGCGUCUCCAUCAUCUACCAUCUCGCCUCUAACGUCUACUACAUCUUCAUCUACCACCACUACCACUACCACUACCACUACCACUACCACUACCACUACCACUACCAGUACAACUUCAACUACUACAAGCUCGUCUACCACAGAUGAGUCCACCCCGACUGCGACGCAUGAGACUUUGACUAUUACAAAAACUGAGACAGCCGCUGCAACAGAUAUACUUAAAUCGACCUAUAAAUACGAAACCCUAUCUUGGCUUUCAGAACCUUUUGUAUAUUAUACCUCUACCCCUACUACAACAACUACAACCAUAACGUCCACCACUGCCACCGAGGACCAAAGCGCUACAGAAACCCCUACAGGAACCAAUUCAUCACACAAUGAUGAUGGCACAACAAAAGUAACGACAUCAAAAUCAACCAAAACCAAAGCACCAGCUACUACCUCAAGUUCUUCUACAUCUACCACCUCAACGGAUGAUGCAUCGAGCAGUUCUGAAAAAGACUUGCCGCAGUAUAUUACACCCAACCUCAAUGCUAUUAUUCCAGAUACAAGCCAAAUUACGUAUUUGAAAUUCAACAGCAUUUCCUAUGCUACAUUGGUGUCAGAUGCUUUAAUGACAGCCCAAUUAGUUCAAGAGUUACCCGUGUUGCUCGGCAGCGCAUUGGAUACGAGCGCUGAUAAUGUGAUUGUAGUAUCCAUUGCACAGUCAACUACAACCAGUCCAAGGAAACGGUCAGAUGUUAGUAGCAACAGUGGUAUCAUGGUAUCAAUUGCCAUUCCCAAGACUGAAGUGAUCGAAUUGCAAGCACUCGUAUCAAACACCAGUAGCCCAUUGUAUGAUAGCAAUAACGGCCAGCUUCCAAGUUUUAUUGAUCGCAGUUACCCAAUCACUGGUACAACAGCUAUCAAUACAGGAAAUGGACAUGGAACCGCAACAAUUUCAGAUCCCAAUAACAGCGAUGCUGAUGAAAAUGCAAACCAAUCAAAUAAUGAAGACAAUGGAAGUGGUAAUGGAGGACGCUUGCCAAAAGGUGGCAUUAUUGGCAUCUGCCUAGGCGUUGGUGUAUGUGUCUAUGCGGCAGCCACUGUUGUUGGCAUUCGAAUUUACCGUAAACGCAAGCAAAAGCAAGAAGAGCAGGCUUUAAAACAACAUGCCGUAUUCGCAGAGAGUAUUUCAGCGCCUAUCAUGCAAGGAAACUCAUUGGGCUUUGUGCCUGCACCAUACCAACAUAAUAGAAUACCUGCCAACAGUUUAAAUUACUAG
Messenger RNA from Mucor velutinosus, 3957 nucleotides. RefSeq names its product AB hydrolase-1 domain-containing protein. NCBI's taxonomy places the organism in Eukaryota, Fungi, Mucoromycota, Mucoromycetes, Mucorales, Mucoraceae. Gene Ontology annotation, cellular component: extracellular region; cell surface; site of polarized growth. The coding region runs from base 1 to 3957 and encodes 1318 amino acids. The record is from RefSeq and is a predicted model, not a curated record. The transcript is spliced from 6 exons. Gene Ontology annotation, biological process: hyperosmotic response; osmosensory signaling pathway via Sho1 osmosensor; signal transduction involved in filamentous growth. Gene Ontology annotation, molecular function: osmosensor activity.